AUGAGUCAAUCGCUUGUUCAGAAUUUUGAGUAUACUGCAGCUCACAUCAAAGAUUACAUUGAUGAUGAUAAGUUAUUUACUACGUUCGAAGUCCAAGAUAUCAGAAAAAUCAUGAAAUUUGCAAAUUUGACAACAAAUGACUUCAAUACUCUUCUGAAGCAAUCAAAAUCUAUAGUCAAAGCAAACGAUUUAUAUAUGUGUAUUCGCUAUGCAAAUGUUUCUAUACGAAAUCAUGAAGAAGUCAUCAAUCUUCUGAAAACUGCUAAGAAAUACCUUAAACUGACAUUCCUUGAUGGAACUAUUGACUUUUUAAUACAAUCGCAAACUGUAGAAUCAUAUUACACAGAGAAAAUACAAAUUCUUCAAGCAGAGUUAAAAACCAUUCAUGAGCAAAAACAAAAAAGUAACAAAGAGAUUGAAUCACUUCAAUCCCAACUCAAUCAAAUUAUGACCGAAGAAAAAGUUCUAUCAAAAAUUUCAGAACUUAAAAAUUCUAAUGAUUUUUAUAGAAUUUACAAUUUCUUUGAAGAACUCUCAUCUCAAGGAAAUCAAAGAAUGAUUUCAAAGGCAUGCAAAGAAGGUCUUUGGUUAAAGGAGGCUACUAAGAGCGAAAAUUUUAUGGAAAUAGGUAAUGUCCUUCAUAUAGCAUGUGAAAAAGGAAAUCUCAAUCUUGUAAAAUCUCUCAUUGAAAGUGGUUGUGAUAAAGAAUAUCCUUCUUGUUUUAAAAAUACUCCAUUAGAUCAUGCAUCAAUGAAAGGUCAACUUGAAGUUGUUCAAUAUCUCAUCUCUGUUGGAGCUAAUAUAGAAGUGAAAAGUACUGGUGGAUGGAAUCCACUCAUUUAUGCAUCAAUGAAAGGUCAACUUGAAGUUGUUCAAUAUCUUAUCUCUGUUGGAGCUGAUAAAGAAGCAAAGACUAAUUAUGGAAUUACUUCACUCAUUUGUGCAUCAGAUAAUGGUCAUCUUGAAGUUGUUCAAUAUCUUAUCUCUGUUGGAGCAGAUAAAGAAGCAAAGGAUAAUAAAGGAUUGACUCCACUCAUUUGGGCAUCAGAUAAUGGUCAUCUUGAAGUUGUUAAAUAUCUUAUCUCUGUUGGAGUUGAUAAAGAAGCAAAGUCUAAAUAUGGAGAAACACCACUUAUUUUUGCAUCACAAAAAGGUCAUCUUGAAGUUGUUAAAUAUCUUAUCUCUGUCGGAGCUGAUAAAGAAGCAAAGACUAUUUAUGGAAGUACAUCACUCAUCUGUGCAUCACAAAAAGGCCAUCUUGAAGUUGUUCAAUAUCUUAUCUCUAUUGGAGCUGAUAAAGAAGCAAAGGAUGAAGGCGGGUCUACUCCACUCAUUUGUGCAUCAAUUCAUGGUCAUCUUGACGUUGUUAAAUAUCUUAUCUCUGUUGGAGCUGAUAAAGAAGCAAAGAAUAAAGAUGGGAAAACAUGUUACGAUUAUGGAAGUUGUAAUAUAAAGGAUUAUCUAUCAUCAUUAAAAUGA
Trichomonas vaginalis G3 is the source of this 1479-nucleotide messenger RNA. Its product is annotated as ankyrin repeat protein family. Gene Ontology annotation, molecular function: protein binding. The record is from RefSeq and is a predicted model, not a curated record. Lineage: Eukaryota; Parabasalia; Trichomonadida; Trichomonadidae. The transcript has a single exon. Bases 1 to 1479 code for a protein of 492 amino acids.